AUUAACCAAAACAAUAAAUUGCGCCAGAUCUAAUGUAAUUUAAAAAAAAUAAUUUCCUAAAGUUAAUAUGAUUAUUUAAUAAUGCCGCGUGUAAAAAUUGAUUAUAUAGUAAGUUUUAGCAGUGAAGAUAAAGAGAACCCAGCUAACAAUUUGCUAUCAUGGGAAAUUAACAAAAAGAAAUGGCUGUGUAAGGAAUGGGAGCCAUCCUGUUCCAUUGUGCUGCAGCUAGCAAAGGCUGUUCAGAUAGAGUCAGUGAACAUUGGUGUGCACCAUGCCGCUCUUGUGGAGGUGCUGGUUGGACUCUCUGAGAAACCCAAUGAUCCCUUUGAGGUGCUAGUCCCCAGCUGCGUGUUCGUGUCGGCGUCUGACAGCCGGCGCGGCGAUGGUGUGGAGCGCGUGCGCGGCUUCAGCGGCGACCAGCUCAGCGACAAGCGGGCGGGGCGCUGGGACCGCGUGCGCGUAGUGUGCUCGCAGCCUUAUAACAAGAGGGUGCAGUAUGGCCUGACAUUCGUCCACAUACACAGCAAGGAGAGCGACGGUUCGGGUCCUCAGAAAGCAGUGGACCACAAAACAAACUUGGACCCUGUAACCAAAGUCGCGGACCCCCAGGGCAAGGCCGCGGCUGGCCCCCUUUCGCGACUGCUGGGGCUGGACGCGUACUCGUCUGAUGAUGAUGACUUCCGCCCCGGUGAGCUGUUCGCGCAGAGGAACAAUAAUACAGAUGCUCAAAUCAGACAAGCGUCAUCACAGGCACUGAACAACAUAAACAAUGCUUCAACUAAACUCGUCAAAACACCCAUAGCCAAGACCAACAGACAAAGCGGGGGCCAGCCACAGACAGACAGGAAACGGGACAGUCUGUUGUAUACAGAAGACGAUGAUAGACCAAACGACAGGAUUGACAGACUCGUGCAGAACCAUCGGACGGAGCAGGAACGAGCUAAGAAGAGAAACCCUGAUAGAGAGCUAAAAGAUAGCGGUCGGGCGAAAAGAGAGAGGAUAGAGGAAGACAGGAGUAGACAUAACGACAAACCUAAGACAGAGAAAGUGAAAGACAAAGAAAAAGAUAAAACGAGUAAUGGUGAAGUGCAAAACAGGAGAAACGAGAAAGAGGGAGAUAGUAGUAACAGUAAUAAAGAUACAAAAAGAAACGAUAAGGGAGUCGACAGACGCGCAGCGACGUCGGCCGUUGUUGACACACCGAAAACUAAAACAAACGCUGGCGGUUCAGAUGUACUGGCGGGCGUGGUGUUCUCCAUCAGCGGAUACGAGCAGCCGCGGCGCGGGCGCGUGCGCGACGCCGCGCUCGCUCUCGGCGCGCGCUACGAGCCGCACGCGCUGCAGCGGUGCACGCAUCUCGUUUGCGCGUUCCCGAACACGCCGAAGCUGCGCGAGCUGCGGCGCGUGAAUCCGGGUGCGCGCGCCGUGCGGGCCGAGUGGGUGGAGCACGCCGCCGCCGCGCGCCGCAGGCCGCCUGAAGCGCCCUACGCGCCUGAUAAGACCCCGCCCCCCGCGCCUUCUUCGUCGCCGCCUCCUGUCGUGCAGUCUCCGCCUCCUGCCGCGCCGUCGCCGCCUCUCGACGUGCCGUCGUCGCCUCCUGCCGCGCCGUCGCCGCCUCUCGACGUGCCGUCGUCGCCCAAAGCCGUGACGUCACCGCCGGCAAUCAGCGACGCGGACACGGAUGAUGAAAUUGAGCGUGCGAUGCUGGCGGGAGCGGGGGCAGAAGGUGAUGAUGAUGACGGAGCGGACACGGAGCCCGACGAGCCCCCACCCAAGUGUGAUAACCCUAAGCACCUGCCCGCGCUGUUCGCGGGGCGGCAGGUAGUGUUGGAGGCGGGGCUGGGGGCGCGCACGGCGACGCAGCUCGCGCGGUACCUGCGGGCGUACGGUGCGCUCGUGCUGCAGGCGGACGAGGUUCUCGACGAGGGGUGUAUCGACUACGUGGUAAUGAGCGGUGCGGGGUGGGGGGGCGCGCCCGCCGCACGCAGAGUGCCCCCGCAGUGGGUGUGGCGCUGCCAUCGCAAACAGAAACUAUGCUCCACGGACUAGUCUCAGCUGUCUAGUCACUGGACCAUAGAGCAUAGGGCUGACCAUAGAGGACCAGAGACAAAUAAACAAUGUGAAAAUCUAGCUGUCUAAGAAAUGUUGCCCACUACUAAGAGACAAAUUAGAACAUACAGAAAGACGAAUCAGUUAUUUUAUAUCUUAUUUUCUGGACAUAGGGAUGGAUUACUUCCGAAGAAUCUCCCAAGAUAAAAAAUCUCUGAAUAAACUAUAGUCUUCUUGAUUUUAGAUUGCUCAACAGUUUAAUGGCGCAACGAAGACAACUCGACCAUACAUAUUGUGUUAACUGUUAUAUUAAUUAUAAUAAACUGUGUUUU
Aricia agestis (brown argus) is the source of this 2381-nucleotide messenger RNA. RefSeq names its product DNA repair protein XRCC1 (gene XRCC1). The transcript has 12 exons. Gene Ontology annotation, cellular component: nucleus. Bases 82 to 2049 code for a protein of 655 amino acids. NCBI's taxonomy places the organism in Eukaryota, Metazoa, Arthropoda, Insecta, Lepidoptera, Lycaenidae. The record is from RefSeq and is a predicted model, not a curated record. Gene Ontology annotation, molecular function: damaged DNA binding. Gene Ontology annotation, biological process: base-excision repair; single strand break repair.